AUGAAAGAGAGAAAUAAAUCUCGGCUCUACGUAGCCCUGCAAUAUCGGGGCGCUGGUCGUCCCGGUUAUCACGUCGGCUUACUCCUGGUGCCCAAGCACGAGAGCCCUGAUCCUAAUACAAAGGACGCGUACAGAUAUCACGCCACCAAUUCCUUUGCGCCACAUGCUACGAUUGGCAAAGACGGCAGGCCUUUCUGGCGCUACGAACAUGGAUGGGUGAAAUCGACCCAAGUCGAAAACAUUGUUGCUAGAGUGCUUGUGGCGAAGCUGCCGGGAUGUGAAUUCCAGCAGCAAGCUUUGCGGAUUGCGCGGGAAGUCGAGCAUGUAGUCCUCGUGCAAGAGAACAGUUCUUGGCGCUGUCACCACUGGUUAUGGGCGGCAAUGGACCACUUGCGCGCCUUAGGA
Molecule: messenger RNA, 405 nt
Organism: Gloeophyllum trabeum ATCC 11539
Lineage: Eukaryota; Fungi; Basidiomycota; Agaricomycetes; Gloeophyllales; Gloeophyllaceae
Exons: 1
Source: RefSeq, a predicted model, not a curated record